Penicillium soppii is the source of this 1872-nucleotide messenger RNA. Its product is annotated as aspartic endopeptidase. Lineage: Eukaryota; Fungi; Ascomycota; Eurotiomycetes; Eurotiales; Aspergillaceae. The coding region runs from base 1 to 1872 and encodes 623 amino acids. Gene Ontology annotation, cellular component: lumenal side of endoplasmic reticulum membrane; cytoplasmic side of endoplasmic reticulum membrane; membrane. Gene Ontology annotation, molecular function: aspartic endopeptidase activity, intramembrane cleaving. Gene Ontology annotation, biological process: membrane protein proteolysis. The transcript has a single exon. The record is from RefSeq and is a predicted model, not a curated record.
AUGGCCGAUGUCAGCCCUGUCGCGGAGCUGUUGGGGCAAGCUUUCUACCACUUCGACCGCAUGAGGCCACUUUUGCCAACAUAUGGACACCUACUCGUUUCCGCUCUUUUUCCAAUUUGGAUAGGUGCCCAUGCAUCUUUGACGCGGCCCUCAUCUGCCGCAAAGCCUCCCAAGAAAGACGACCAGCAGGUUAAGGAUGAAUGCGACACAGAUGAAGAAGAAGAGGGAUAUGGACCCUUACAGAAGAUGGAAGGACUUGAACCUUCAGAUGCUCUGAUGUUCCCGUUGACUGCAGGUCUCACACUCGGUGGACUAUAUUUGGUCAUCAAAUGGUUGGAAGACCCAGCUAUCUUGAACAAGAUCCUCAGCUUCUACUUCUCCCAAAUGGGCCUCUUUUUUGCGUUUGCUUUCAUCAAGGACGUGCUUUUGAUGAUUCGGUCUUUCAUCUUUCCUAGGUAUUACCGUGAAGGUGGGAACUUGUGGAAAGUCAUACGCUUUGAGCGUCGUUUUAUUGCCUCUGAUAAGAGCAAUCCGACCAAGCCAUCCUCCGUUCGGAAUUCACCAUUACCUGGGGCUUGGGGCCGAAUUCCACUUCCGGUAAUGAUAUCAGGGCUGCUUUGGACAUUCAGAAAUGCUCUAUACCAGCGGCUCAAGGUACGAGCUCACGUGCGUGGUUUGUUUGACAUCAAAUGCCUCGUUGGUCUCGUCGAUAUUCUCAGUGGGAUCUUCGCCCUCUCUACUGUAGCCUACUUCGCAUUUGUGGCCAAGCCAUGGUGGUUAACCAAUUUUCUUGGUUUCUGUUUCUGCUAUGGCACCCUGCAAUUCAUGUCUCCCUCCACCUUCUGGACGGGAACCCUCAUUCUGGGAUCCUUGUUCUUUUAUGACAUCUAUUUCGUCUUCUUUACGCCACUGAUGGUUACCGUUGCAACUAAACUAGAUGUGCCGAUCAAGCUUCUUUUCCCCCGUCCGCCAAGUCCCCGUGAUGCACCAGGUGCCACGUCACUGGCGAUGCUCGGACUGGGUGACAUCGUUAUUCCAGGAAUGAUGAUUGGAUUGGCACUUCGUUUCGAUCUUUUCCUCUAUUAUCACCGCAAAGGUGCCAACAGGGCAUGGACUGGAGAGUCGGAUCAAAAAAAUCUGAAACCCGAGUAUCAAUCGGCAACUGGCGCUUGGGGAGAAAGGUUCUGGGCCCCAUCCACCGCGCCGCCGUAUGAGGAAGUCAAGCCUCCUUACCACGAUGCUCGGAAAUUCCCAAAGAUAUACUUCAAGGCUAGUCUGGUCGGUUAUGUCGUGGGAAUGGUCACCACCCUUCUCGCAAUGCAAUAUUCGAACCAUGCCCAACCUGCUCUUCUAUAUUUGGUCCCUGGUGUUUUAACAUCGAUUUGGGGCACCGCACUAGCUCGAGGUGAGGUCGCCACAAUGUGGGAAUUUUCUGAUGCCGAGGAGGUAGAAGAGGAAGAGAAGGAGACCGAGAAGGAUGAAUAUAAAAAGGACAAGCCUGUUCAAGGCCAAAAGAGCCUUUUUAUGCGCAUAUUCUCUGGCGAGUAUGCGCGUACGUCAAACAAAGAAGGUGAAACCGACGCCCAGAAGCUCGACGAGGGCAAGGCCGAGGAUUCGGGGUCUGUUUCAAAUUCACGCGAGCAGGGCGAACGUGACACCGAGACAAACAAAGGCAAAAAAGGCGAUGACAGCUUCGACUUGAUCUCCUUUUCCGUUUCAUUUCCUAGCCGACCCAAGAGUGGAAUCAAUGUCCGCUCCAAUGACACCUCCACAAAGGAAGACCAGCAAGAGGUAUCAGGUUCCAGCGACAUUGGCGGGGAUAACGAGCCACCCCUGAAGAGAAGGCGACGGAGUGUGAUGAACAAACAGUAA